This is a messenger RNA of Closterium sp. Naga37s-1, 612 nucleotides long. Lineage: Eukaryota; Viridiplantae; Streptophyta; Zygnematophyceae; Desmidiales; Closteriaceae. The record is from the annotation of a GenBank genome assembly.
AUGCUCUCUGCACCGUAUCCGUACUCUCUGCACCGUACCCGUGCUCUCUGCACCGUAUCCAGCUCUCUGCACGUAUCCGUGCACCUGCAGCACGUGCUCCCUGUUUCGUGUCUCAUGCUGCCGUUACUUCUCCGCUGGCCUCCUUCUUCCGCCCCACCGACCCCAAUUUGUGGUUAUCCUUCCUAUUGUCGCGCAGACCAAGCGUCGUCAACGCUUGCUUCGAGCAAUCGUGCAUUGACUGGCUCGUGCGCCCUGCGUGCUGACGUCUCGUCUACCUACCAAUCGUUUACUUUCACCUCGAGCGUAGCGGGCAUACCUAUUGGCAAGUCAGCAACGGUCACGGCUGCCGGUUUCUACAGGCUCAGCACGGGAGCCCUCGUGAAGGCCAUUCCAUGCACGGCCAAAGCGGACACAGCAACGGGCACUUGGAGCUGCAACGCGAAUGGCGGCGCACAGCUCACCUCGGCUUAUGUGCCUAUCAACCCGAUCGAACCGUUAAAAAGCGCUGGGGUGUUCGCGUCUCCCUCGAGCUUUUUUUUUUCGGUAAAUGUUGAUGGCGUGGAGGUGAAGGGGAAUGUUGUAGCAUCGGUUGGUCAGUACUACUUACAGUAG